GUUGCUAUGGAAACGGCCAUUACAAUCGUCCGUCGCCAUAUUUCAGUUGCUUUCCUUGAACAAUCAAGACAGCAAAUUGUGACGAAUUUGGAGACAGACCAUUAUACAGAGACUCGUAAGGGAAACUUUGACGAUAUAAAUGCCUAAUCCACAUAUCUCGACACAGGGUAGGUUGCCUUUCUUUUCGCUGAGAAUCGUGUAAGUUUUUGUAUCUUUCAGCCAUGGUGACAAUCGACCGAACAGAUUGAAGUUAGAAUCUUUUGCGGUUGAUAAAUCCUCUCAAUCCUCUCUGUGUAUUCUUUACUUUCUUGCUAACAAACUCCUUAAUAACAAUAUCCUUCAAGGUUUUCCAGUUGCGAUCUUGUGUUCGGUUAUGAACGCUGUCAGCCUUGACCGCUUUAUUUCUGUAUGGCGAUUUCUCUGUCUUUACUUUCACAAAUGGCUCCGAGCUGAUCUUUGGUCCUUGCGAGCUGUUUGCAAGAAAGAUAUCCACGAGAAACUUCUUUAGACGGUUCGAUCAGAAGAGAAUGAUCCUUUAUUGUCUAAAGUGUAUACAUUUACACUUGGUUUAAAAUGCACGUUGUUGUAUCCUGAUGCCAUGGUCAUAAGCUUAUGGAGGGUUUGUGCUGUACACUACCUGCAGUGAGUUUAGUUGGUAGAGGAGACCAUGGUUUGUGUAUUUUACUCUCUGCCUCCAUUGCCUUUCAUCAAUUAAAUUGCACUUCUCAGCUCUCAAACUUAAUACUAAGUACAUUAAAGUACUGCAGGCCAGCAGUAAAAUGCGGUCACUUUCUCGUAGUACUCUGGGUUAUCCGUUCCCAACAAACCUGUCGCGUGAUUUGAAGUGAAACACUCCUGACCAACAAAAUAAUUACCUUACCGUCGACUGCGUAUCGCGCUGGGUUGCGUUGUUGAAAAUUUGACAUCCUUGUUUGCUUAAGCUCUGUGCAAACGGAUGCAACAUCGUUGACCAACAACUCCCAAAAUUGUUGGAUGUCCAAUAAACUGUUGCCUUCAUUUGCAUAGCCUGUUGCAUGUUGUUGGGAGUUGUUGCGCAAAGUUUUUUUAGCUUUGCAAACAGCUGCAGCAACUCCUAACAUGCCAACAAUGUUGGCAGUUGUUGCAUCCCUGUAGCUUUAGAUAUUCUUUCCUUUUCUUGCUGUGUUUGAAAUCUGCAUGCAAGACUGAUCUGCAGUCUACUUUCCAUGCCAUCUGAAUGUGCAUGUGAUUCUCUUGCCUUCCAGACUGGUACUACCAUGCUCCUAUCAAGAGAACAACCAAAUCACCCAAAGCAGCCCCACCAGCAUCACAGAUACCAGGUAUUGGAGGACUCAAAGACGAGUUCGCUAAUCCCGAAAGUGAUGAAAGACACUUUAGAAGAAAAUGGAUCAGGGACACAGACUCCAAGUACAUUAAAAUGGCCAAGCAAGGUGGACGAAAAAAUCUUCUGGCAUAUCACAGUCCACCUGUAAAACCGGAUGAACCUGUUCCCUAUCCAAGAGUUGAUUGGUUUGAUCACGACCAUCCAGAAGAGGAUGACGAAGCUGGUCAACCUGCUCAGCUUGAAGAGCAACACAAGGAACCAGCAAAAGAAGGGUAUGUUUUUCACAAACUACAAGAGUUUUACAGCUAUGGGCAAUGUGUAUCGCAUAAAAUAUGAUCGAUUAAGCGCCACCACUCGAAUAAACACCGCUCUCAAAUAAGCACCGCCCCUUUACCGAAAAAUAAUUUAAUAAGCGCCCUUCAUAAAUAAGUGCCGUGGUGUUGAGUAUUUACAAAUUUACACCCCACCUUUGUUACCGUGCUUGAUAUAUAUAGAGAUGUCAAAACCAUAUCGCUUGAGAAAUAAGACCUCGACCAACUUGUGAGAACUAAAGUUUUAAUGUAGGGAAACUCUUGAAACCAGGUUCAUUGUAACAGUUUGAGGUACGUAUUGACAUAUUUUAUUAUAAAUUGUGCUACCUAGUACGUACCUCACUUUUUACCCGUAGUUGAAAUAAGCGCCCCUCACGUAUAAGUGCCACUUUCAAAUAAGCACCGCUCUUGUAUAAGCGCUGCAUCUAUAACAGAGAAAAUGAAGUAAGCAUCAUGGCACUUAAUCGAUCAUUUAUGGUAGUAAAAAACAUCAUGAAGGAAAAUGCAGUCAAGAUAGGCGAAGACUGAUUGUGGACCAGUAAUGCCACUCUUGUCGCUUGUUUCACAAUAAAGUGAUGACCUCUAUAAAGCAGCUAACCUCCCUUAACCCUUUAAACCCUAAGAUCAAAAUUUGAAUUCUCAUUUGUUGCCCCUAUUCAAUUUCCUACAGAAGUAAUGCCGGGAGAAGUUGAUAAUUAAAAAUAUUAAGCAAAUUCAUCUUGUAUGAUCAUGUCCGUAAUUCUCAUGACCACUCUGUUUUACAAUGCAUUGAUGUUACAAGGAGAAAUUUGAUGCUGAUCACUCUAGGGGCUUAAUGGUGAUUCAUCUGUAGUUUCUACUGGACACAUUUAGUCUACCACAUUCUAUGUGAAGAACGAUUUUUCAUUAUGAAAUUAUUUUUAUUUUCAGAUAUAGAGUCCUUCCUGAUUGGUAUGUUCAUGUACACGAUUUGCCCUCAGAUGACGAGGUUGUGACAGGUGCCUAUAUAAGAAAGCGGCCAAUCAUAGGGUUUGAUAACCUCUCAAACUGGCAAAGGUAUGAUCACUGUUGGUUGAAAUAAGAAAUCACAUGAGCUGUUUAUUCACGAGGCUGGUUUCCAUGAGAAAGCUUCAAAAAAUGUUAUCACUUAGAGGCAGAUCCAGAAAAUUCAGAAAGGGUUGGUUGGGACACUUGCCCACAUGCCAGCUAUAUGGAUACUUUUUUAUUUUUGUGAGAAGUCUAUAAAAAUAACACAGAAUUUCAAAAAAAAAAGGGGUGGCCGCGGCCCCUUCGGCCCACCCCUAAAUCCACCCUUGAUCACUAAAAAUAAUCAGUGGUUACCAGUGCUGCAUAAUAUGGAAACUAAAAGCCAUAGCAAUCAUUUGCAGUACACUGAGUUAUUUAUAACUGCAGCUAUUUUUCAAGGCUUCUUUCCACAAGAGCACUUCAAUGUUUUGGUUCAAAUCAUUACGCACACCUUUUACUUUGAUUGCAACCAUUGCUACGGGCUCACAAGUCACAGGCUCCUGUCAUUGUACAGAAACGAGGCUUUUCAGUUACAUGCUUGACGUCCAGUUUUCACCAUACUGAAGUGUAAUAAAGAGCUUGUCAAAGCAAACAAGUGUUUACACGUCCUACGGACACCAAGAAAGGAACACUACUCUCAGGCAGAGAUAGAUAACCUUUUUAUAUCUAUUGUUUUACCUAAUUUUAGCUAUGCGCUUUCAGUCUAUGGGGCAUCGAAAUCCGAUCUUACGGUUAUACAAAAUUUUUUAGACCGAUGCCAUAAACGCCGUUUUAUUUCAUUUCCAGUUUUUAUCAAGAAUCUUUUAAAUAAACAAGACCCAAACAUUUUAAAGAAAUUAAUAUCAACGGAUUGCCACCCACUAAAAGAUAUCAUUCCUGUCCAGAAGACUUAUGUACAUAAUCUUAGGAAAAAAGGCUGCGUACGCCUGAAAAUUAAUACAGAGCGUUUUAUGAACACCUUUGUAAAUAGGUUGAUUUUUAAGCUCCAUUUAUUGUUAUGAUACACUUUUUUUAAUAUAUACAUAUAACGUAGAUAUUUUUAUCAUAGUUUUUAUCUUCUCUUAUGGUAAGAUAAGAUAUGUAGUUUUAUCUUUUGGUGAAAUAAAGACUCAUUAAGACUCAUUAGAAUGUGUUACCAUGGUGUUUUUACUUUGCAGGGAAGAAAAAGAUUCCAAGGGAAAUACCAGCAAUGUUCGACUUCCUCCUCUAAAGAGAAUUCACAAGCGCGAUAAGAGAUAUGAAGAACUAAAGCAAGCACAGAAAUGUGCACCUCAGCAAAGACAAGUCAGACUGCCAAAAAUGUAAACGGCCUCUCUUUUGUUUUCUAUUCUUAACAUUUUUCUCUAGUUUUUGUGUUUUUUAGUAUAGCUUUCCUUGUAAAAAAAAGGAAAACUGUUAAGUGUCUGUUGUCUUUCCAGGUCAUAUACCGUAAACUUCCGAAAAUAAGCCCCUCCAUGUAUGAGCCCCUCCAAAUAUAAGCCCCCCGAACCGGUAACGCGAAAAAUCCUCUGCUAAAUCGCCCCUCCAAAUAUAAGCCCCCGGGGGCUUGUACUUGGAAAAUUGCCCUCAAAUACAAAGUAAGACAAAGCAAAAACGGUAAAUUUACUUCAAACUAUAAGGCUAGCCCAAUCAAUUUUGAAACGCAAAUUUCCCUUCGUAGAUAAGCCCCUCCAAAAAUAAGCCCCUCAAAAAGGGUCUUCGAAAAAUAUAAGCCCCGGGGCUUAUUUUCAGAAAUAUUUUACGGUAUUAUAAUAAACCAUUUUCAUACAUAGUACUUGUGUAGCAGGGGAACUCAAAAGGACUUAAUGAGAAAAUUUUCACUUUAACACUUCAUAAGUCUGUAUGGUCUGGUUAUAUGUGGUUAUAAGGUGAAAUCAUGACUGUAGAGUGGUCUUGUGACGAGAAAUUAUACGACUGUUUGCCAGCACUGUAUCUUCCUGACUGGAAUUGAAUCGGUCUUAAUGAGGCCAUUAUGCGUGUAUCUUGUUUACUGCGCAAAAGAAAAAAACCCAUCACCCUCUUGUUCUGGAAACUUUUAUAAGAGCCCGUGACUUAACAAGCCUCAUUACUUUUAAGUGCAGAGUCCUCAUGUAAAUUUAAUAUUAUACUGAAUUUAUUCAUGAUUUUCUUUUUAAAAGUGAUCCGGAGCCGGUGAAUUUCAAGCAUUUGUUGUCGAUGGGAUAUCAACGAGACUGGUUAAAUGAGCAAGAUCAAAAAUCCAAGGAGAAAAGAGCUGAAAGAAAGGUGUGGUCUAUUUGUGGUUUAGAAAUUGUACCCAUUGUAAAAUUGAAUGCUAUCAUAAUAUUUUGAACCUUCAUUGUAUGCCAAUAAUGUGAUAAAACAGGUAUACAAACCCAUGUUUUGAAAAUAAAUAUUAUAAAAAAUAAACUUUCUGCCUUCAAUGCAAAAUAAUAUUGCUAAUGUUCUGUUUGUGUCUUAUUUUAAUUUUCAGCAACAACAAAAAGAACAUGAGGAGAAGAGGGAGGAACAAAACAGAAAUGCAGUUUCUAUGAGGUAAGCUUUCUCAUAGAGUCUUGAAACCCCUUUCAAAUUUUCAAAUGCUCUNUAUACGACUGUUUGCCAGCACUGUAUCUUCCUGACUGGAAUUGAAUCGGUCUUAAUGAGGCCAUUAUGCGUGUAUCUUGUUUACUGCGCAAAAGAAAAAAACCCAUCACCCUCUUGUUCUGGAAACUUUUAUAAGAGCCCGUGACUUAACAAGCCUCAUUACUUUUAAGUGCAGAGUCCUCAUGUAAAUUUAAUAUUAUACUGAAUUUAUUCAUGAUUUUCUUUUUAAAAGUGAUCCGGAGCCGGUGAAUUUCAAGCAUUUGUUGUCGAUGGGAUAUCAACGAGACUGGUUAAAUGAGCAAGAUCAAAAAUCCAAGGAGAAAAGAGCUGAAAGAAAGGUGUGGUCUAUUUGUGGUUUAGAAAUUGUACCCAUUGUAAAAUUGAAUGCUAUCAUAAUAUUUUGAACCUUCAUUGUAUGCCAAUAAUGUGAUAAAACAGGUAUACAAACCCAUGUUUUGAAAAUAAAUAUUAUAAAAAAUAAACUUUCUGCCUUCAAUGCAAAAUAAUAUUGCUAAUGUUCUGUUUGUGUCUUAUUUUAAUUUUCAGCAACAACAAAAAGAACAUGAGGAGAAGAGGGAGGAACAAAACAGAAAUGCAGUUUCUAUGAGGUAAGCUUUCUCAUAGAGUCUUGAAACCCCUUUCAAAUUUUCAAAUGCUCUAAAAACACGUUUGACACACUAGAAACAAGUUUGAACUCUAGAUGUAUUUCUUCUGUGAGAAAACUUCAUCUUAUGUUUGUAACAUUUUCUUCAGGAAACCGAAAGAUGCCUCAAAGAGUGAUAAACCACUUUUUAAACUCAGCAGGUAAGGGGCCAAUAGUGUUCUCAAUAGAGACCUCAAGAUCGAGGUUUGGCCAUCUUACCGCAAACGGCAGCAGUUAGCGGUUUCAAGUUAUCAGUAUAAGAUUCAUGGGUGGUAGCUCACAACUGCCAUGUUUGUUUUUAUUCAGUUGUUCACUUCUAUUUUAGCUGAGAAAUCGUGUUCAAAGUUACGUUUUUAUGUAAAAUAAUUAGUGAAAGAGUUCUAAACAGGAGUAUUUUCUCUCAAAUGUGGGACUGUGAUGUUUUAGAGUGCAAAAAACCUUGCGGUAAAUCACUUACUUCUGGAGCAUGGUGUAGCUGUACAAAUGCAAACCUCAAGCCGCAAACCUGACAGCAAGGCACUAUUCACAUGACUUGUUGAUGUUUGCAGUUCGUGGGAAAUGCCAAAAUACCCUAAUCUUAGUCUCUUAUAACAUUUAGCGGACUUGGACAACUUGACCUUCCUCAUCCAAUUUUUAGUCUCUAAAACAGAUAAUGAAAGGCCAUGCUUUGUCACUCUACAUGCUUCUAGAUCAAAAGUGGUCAUCCACAUUUUGAAACAUUUAAAAAGAACUGGGUCAUACAAUGUAUCUGAUCUGAAUUAUGCUUAAAUUAUGUGGUUUUUUCUUUCGGUAGGUUUGAAAGUAUGCAACCCAGAGUGGAGACAUUCCGAACAUAA
Porites evermanni is the source of this 6684-nucleotide messenger RNA. The record is from the annotation of a GenBank genome assembly. NCBI's taxonomy places the organism in Eukaryota, Metazoa, Cnidaria, Anthozoa, Scleractinia, Poritidae.